AAGGGAAUCGAAGAGUCGCUAUCAGUCCUUGGUGGAAUUUUGUGGGAUUUGCUUGAGAAAAAAUCCAGAUGGCAACAAUUUUCAGCCAGUUAUUUGGGUGGAAUUCCAGUACCGGGUAGAACUGUGCCGACAGCCAGAUUCUUCGAGUUGUACGCCUCAUCAUGCUUACCGAAUGCAUCGAAACACAGUUAUCUACAUCAACUUACCCAGAUGCUUCAAAAGAUUGAUGCUGAAGAACUCGCGAGGAAAGUCUACAAUUCGUUGUAUUUUGCAAUUGGAGAUGUGGAGGUGGAGAAAAUGAUGGGACGUUGGUAUACGGUUAUUGAUUCACCAGCUAUUCAUCCUGAACAAUGUGUUGUUAGCUAUUUUGAGUCGCUAAACAAUGAUCCGUAUACGUCUACCUUCUCGAUCCGACAGUACGCACGUCAAGGAACUACUCAAAAAACGGAAAUGUUAGAAGGUUACGGCACCAAAACCGGAACUGAUCCCGGCGGAAUCCUUCUCAUCACAGGACAUGAUUCGGAUCCAUGCCCAUAUUCUCCGAUAAGCACUGGACCGUUGAAUGCAGAGGGUCAGUACGAUUAUUUGAUACUGUCACAACCACUAAAAUAUCCUACAAUGGUUCUAGCACGAGACCCCGUCAGAUUUGAUAUCAAGUACAAGGACACGGUAUGA
Molecule: messenger RNA, 675 nt
Organism: Anisakis simplex (herring worm)
Lineage: Eukaryota; Metazoa; Nematoda; Chromadorea; Rhabditida; Anisakidae
Source: the annotation of a GenBank genome assembly